This is a messenger RNA of Drosophila innubila, 509 nucleotides long. It is a transcript of the gene Ufm1, whose product is annotated as ubiquitin-fold modifier 1. The coding region runs from base 193 to 447 and encodes 84 amino acids. The transcript has 2 exons. The record is from RefSeq and is a predicted model, not a curated record. Lineage: Eukaryota; Metazoa; Arthropoda; Insecta; Diptera; Drosophilidae. Gene Ontology annotation, cellular component: nucleus; cytoplasm. Gene Ontology annotation, biological process: protein K69-linked ufmylation.
AUUGCAUGUAACAUUCAAACGAUAGUCGUUUGACACGUUAUCGACCUUUUGGCCAUCACUGCGUGUAUUGCAGUUAUCAGGAGAUCCCCUCACAACCCGGGGAACGACAUACAAACAGCAGCAAGCAUCUGCAAACAAAACUGACCACGUCACACAGUAUUUGCAUUCCGGAUUUCAUAAAAGCAGAGCAACAUGAGCAAAGUAACGUUUAAGAUUACGCUCACUUCGGACCCCAAGCUGCCGUUUAAGGUGCUGAGCGUGCCGGAGGCGACGCCAUUCACCGCAGUGCUUAAGUUCGCGUCCGAGGAGUUCAAGGUGCCCGCCGAGACGAGCGCCAUCAUAACAGACGACGGUAUUGGGAUCAGUCCACAGCAGACGGCGGGCAAUGUGUUCCUAAAGCAUGGCUCUGAGCUGCGCCUCAUUCCGAGGGAUCGCGUCGGCCACUAACUUUCGUCUAGACUAAUUUACACCCAUUUAUUCAAAUAAACCGAGAUUUUCCCGCAUUUAAA